Messenger RNA from Orbicella faveolata, 471 nucleotides. Its product is annotated as complement C1q subcomponent subunit B-like. The record is from RefSeq and is a predicted model, not a curated record. NCBI's taxonomy places the organism in Eukaryota, Metazoa, Cnidaria, Anthozoa, Scleractinia, Merulinidae.
AUGACGGAAAGCAAUAAAAGGAAGUCCUCGUCGUUGUCCAAAGAUCAGUUUUGCAGUGAAGUGUUCCGUGAAACAACUUGUCCACGGCAGUCACGAGAGACUGAGCUGAACGUGCAGGGUGCCUUCUCUUUUAUCCUUAUGGUUAUUUUCUUGCUGUCCUCGUCAUUGACGGAUAACGCCGUAUCGUUGUCGAUAAGACCGGAUCCUCAUUCUGGAAUGCCAGGAAUUCCUGGCGUCCCAGGAAUGCCGGGAACUCCGGGUUCUCCGGGUAGAGAUUGUUUUAAAGGAGAGAAGGGCAUCAUCGGAAAGCGGGGCUCACAAGGCGCUAUAGGACUUCCAUGGAAAAUUGGUCCACGGAGUCCAGAAGGAUCCGAAGGGGAGAUAGGUUCGAUAGGAAUUAAAGGAAUGCUUGAUACUGCAUUUGUUGUCACGUAUUUCCAGGCGGCCGAUCGUGUCGGAUGUAAUCUCUAA